AUGCUGCGCUACCUUCUUCCUGCCCUGGCCGCGACGGCGGUCCUAGCCAAGACUGACCAAGAGGGCUGCACGUCCUUCACAUCGACCGUCACCACUGUGAUCUGGUAUGUCCCCAAUACGCUCAAAAUAUACAGAGGUGUCAACUGCGGCGGCAGUCGCGCGCCGCCUCGUAAGGUUCCUGGCUGUCCAGCAUAUCCCAGCACCAACACCGUCACCACGAGUUUCCUCGCCACCAACCCAGCCGCCAGACCAACGGCCACACCUACGUCUCUAGCUACAAGAACGCUGGAGACCACCCCAACCGCCAAGCUCACCCUCGUGAUGCCCAUGUCUACAGGAGAGAGCGUGCCCACAGGCCAAGGGAGCAGCGCAUCAGAGGGCAAUAGCACGAUAACGGCUACUGAUCUUGCUGCGACUGCUACCACCCUAGCAACAGACACAAGCGGCACUCAGAGCAGAACAGAGGCGGUUUCGACCACCGGGGUUCCAGCGGGGGCGGGGCCAACAGCUCGAGCGGGUGUGGCGGCAGUUCUCGGUCUUGCUGUCGCCGUUAUAGCGAUUGCUUGAACCCCAAAGAUGCCAAGUUGAAAUAUGAGGAAUAGCAAGCUGGUUACUUAAGCGAUGACUAGGCAUGCCAAACGAGCGAUCAAAAACACCAUGCUCUGGGAUCCAAAACAGAAUAUUUCUGGCGCGGAACAGUACCCUGUAGUUCCCGCCGGUAUUGACAAUGGCUUGUGCUUCGUCUGCAACAGGUCUUGAUACACUUGGCAGAAUGUCUACGCGUAGCAUGUGCCCGGCGUUAUGGUGCCAACUUGGGCUUAACUUAAUGUUUAGACAAUACACAAGAUGAACUUUUGUCAAUGCUCCGCAGUUAAACGCCUGAUACUUUAAAGCUGCUGUGACCAAUUCCCCAAGGCCCCGAAUUGCUGUCUCCGACCUGACGAAUCCGACAACUGAACUCGAUCUGCAUUGCAGAACCC
This is a messenger RNA of Colletotrichum navitas, 980 nucleotides long. RefSeq lists its product as uncharacterized. The transcript is spliced from 2 exons. The record is from RefSeq and is a predicted model, not a curated record. NCBI's taxonomy places the organism in Eukaryota, Fungi, Ascomycota, Sordariomycetes, Glomerellales, Glomerellaceae. The coding region runs from base 1 to 567 and encodes 188 amino acids.